AAAAAAAAAAAAAAAACUAAAAAUUUCUACGAAAUAUUUAAAUCUGGAAGUUGCAGCCAAGGAUUCUAAGGAUGUCCAAUCAGCCUCCACAAAUGGAUCUUCCGCUAAACGAGAAACUUAAGCAAUUGGAUCAUAAUAUUGGAAAACUGAACCAAGUAGUAGAUCAGGCAUUAAAUAUGGAUCGAGAGAAACUAACGUUAAAAGAGAAAAUAGAUUUAGAUUUGUUCGUCGCCUAUACGUUAAAUGCUAUGUUUUGGACAUAUAUAAAGACGUUAGGGUUGGAUCCGACGAAAAACGAAGUGAAAAAUCAACUUAAUCGUGUCAAAGAUUAUAUGGAAAAAGCAAAACAGGCUCAUGAGAGGCAAACAAUACGACCAAAACUUGUUCAGAAAGUGGCCGCCAGAUUCAUCAAACAUGGCAUUAAUAACAAGCAGUGAUUGAAAUAUUCAUUUUGACAAAGAAAAGUCAAUUUCAAUAAUGUGAUU
Cylas formicarius (sweet potato weevil) is the source of this 485-nucleotide messenger RNA. RefSeq names its product nuclear nucleic acid-binding protein C1D-like. Lineage: Eukaryota; Metazoa; Arthropoda; Insecta; Coleoptera; Brentidae. The record is from RefSeq and is a predicted model, not a curated record. Gene Ontology annotation, cellular component: nucleolus; exosome (RNase complex). Bases 72 to 437 code for a protein of 121 amino acids. The transcript is spliced from 2 exons. Gene Ontology annotation, biological process: maturation of 5.8S rRNA; regulation of gene expression. Gene Ontology annotation, molecular function: DNA binding; RNA binding.